GGGACGCAUGGCGGCGCGGCGGGCCGGGGUGUGCAGCAGCGUUUCCCUUCCGCCGCCCCGCUCCUUGCCCGCCGCCGCCGCUCGGCCCCGGCCGUCCCGGGAGCGCUCCGGGGACAGCCCCGCUGAGGGGGAAGGCUUGUAGGGAGGGCUGGAUCCCUGCCCGACCGCCCUCGGAGCGGCAGGGCUGCGCCCUUUCCCCAGCGAGGCUCAGCUCCUGCCGUCUCCGGGCCUUGCGCCGCAGCCGGCUGGAAAUGCCGUGUGGGGUUCAGCGUGUAUUCACCUAAUCUGUGCUCGGCCCCACGUUUUGAGGGGGGAAAAGGGCAGCUGAUCCCGGCCGAGCCCGUCCGUGAGGGCGGCGGAGGAGCAGCUCGCCAUGCCCACGGUGGUGGUGAUGGACGUGUCGCUGUCCAUGACGCGGCCGGUGUCGGUGGAGGGCUCCGAGGAGUACCAGCGCAAGCACCUGGCUGCCCACGGGCUCACCAUGCUCUUCGAGCACAUGGCCACCAACUACAAGCUGGAGUUCACGGCCUUGGUGGUGUUUUCAUCCCUCUGGGAGCUCAUGGUGCCUUUCACACGAGACUACAACACGCUCCAGGAAGCCCUGAGUAACAUGGAUGAUUAUGACAAAACCUGUUUGGAGUCGGCGCUGCUGGGGGUUUGCAAUAUUGUCCAGCAGGAAUGGGGGGCAGCAAUUCCUUGCCAGGUUGUCCUGGUCACCGACGGCUGCCUGGGCAUCGGCAGGGGCUCCCUGCGCCACUCCCUGGCCACCCACAGCCAGCGCAGCGACAGCAACAGGUUCCCGCUGCCCUUCCCGUUCCCGUCCAAGCUCUAUGUCAUGUGCAUGGCCAACCUGGAAGAGCUUCAAAGCACAGAUUCCUUAGACUGCCUGGAACGGCUCAUUGAUUUAAACAAUGGGGAAGGGCAGAUUUUCACCAUUGAUGGCCCCCUGUGCCUGAAGAAUGUGCAGUCCAUGUUUGGAAAGCUAAUAGACCUGGCUUACACACCAUUCCAUGCUGUCCUCAAGUGUGGCCACUUAACAUCUGAUGUGCAAGUAUUUCCCAGACCAGAGCCUUUCAUUAUAGAUGAGGAAAUAGACCCCAUUCCUAAAGCAAUUAAUACAGAUCUAGAAAUUGUUGGGUUUGUAGAUAUUGCAGACAUUUCCAGCCCUCCUGUCUUGUCCAGGCACUUGGUACUGCCCAUUGCACUUAACAGAGAGGGGGAUGAGGUGGGACCUGGGAUCACAGAUGACACUGAAGAUGAGAAUUCAGCUAAUCAGAUUGCUGGGAAAAUCCCCAACUUCUGUGUUUUAUUACAUGGCAGCCUGAAAGUGGAAGGCAUGGUGGCUCUCGUCCAGUUGGGGCCAGAGUGGUAUGGAAUGCUUUAUUCACAAGCUGAUAGCAAGAAGAAAUCAAACCUCAUGAUGUCACUCUUUGAACCUGGCCCUGAGCCCCUCCCAUGGCUGGGGAAGAUGGCACAGCUUGGCCCCAUUUCAGAUGCAAAAGAAAAUCCUUAUGGGGAGGAUGACAAUAAGAGCCCUUUCCCUUUGCAGCCCAAGAACAAGCGCAGCUAUGCCCAGAAUGUCACUGUCUGGAUCAAACCCAGUGGCCUCCAGACAGAUGUACAGAAGAUCUUGAGAAAUGCAAGGAAACUCCCUGAAAAAACACAAACCUUCUAUAAAGAGCUGAAUCGUUUGCGGAAGGCAGCUCUGGCCUUUGGCUUCCUGGAGCUGCUGAAGGGCGUGGCAGACAUGCUGGAGCGGGAGUGCACCCUGCUCCCCGACACCGCCCACCCCGACGCCGCCUUCCAGCUCACACACGCGGCCCAGCAGCUCAAAGUGGCAAGUACUGGAGCCUCGGAAUACGCUGCCUAUGAUCACAACAUUGCUCCUCUGCAGACAGACUUUUCCAGUAGCAGCACUGAGAGAAUGUGA
Messenger RNA from Vidua macroura (Pin-tailed whydah), 1930 nucleotides. It is a transcript of the gene INTS14, whose product is annotated as integrator complex subunit 14. The transcript is spliced from 12 exons. The record is from RefSeq and is a predicted model, not a curated record. Gene Ontology annotation, biological process: snRNA 3'-end processing. Lineage: Eukaryota; Metazoa; Chordata; Aves; Passeriformes; Viduidae. The coding region runs from base 374 to 1930 and encodes 518 amino acids. Gene Ontology annotation, cellular component: integrator complex.